GUCUCUCAAUCGAGUUAGUAUAUAAUUGCGUUUGGUGACAGUAUUCUUUCUACGCCAACAAGUCCCUAUCGCCACCCAAAGAGGAAAUGCCACCGGAUCACUUACAGCUUUAAAAUAGCCAGAGCAUAUUCUUAAGUUUUACAUGACCUACUUUAUAUGGUCGGUCAGUGUGCUAAAUAUUAUGGGGCGUGGUCUGCACUAGGCCAAUUCGAAAUUGAAAUGUGCUUUUAAAUAAUUUUUGAAGAAACUGUCGCUACGUUAUUGCUAAAUGUGCAAUUGCGUUGCGUUUCUAUGAUUCUAGUCCAAAAAGAGCAACCAUCCGUUUUAAAUUUUGUCGACGCAUAGCAUUUUACGAGCUCGAGGAUACCGAAUCACAUUACCUUGGGACGCACUGUACAAACCGGACGUCAUAAUUUAACAAGAAAUUAGAAGGGAAAGAUGGACCCUUGCAACAAUCUGAGUGGGGUUGUGCGGCCAGGUCAUGGAACGCUUCUCACGGUCCGCUCCGGCAGAGAUGUGCUGCCCUACCGCGUGGGCCCCGCCCUCUCGACAUACAUGGUCGACUACAUCCCCCCCGUCCUCAUGCCCAGCUACAACGGCGGCCUGCCCGGCGUCGCCAUCUGCUUCGCCAACACCGGGAGCUCAGCCACCAAAAAGAAUCUGCAGACCGAGCGGAGUGACAUCUUAGGGAAUCGCGUGCGCCGGAAGUUUUUGUAUGGCCGACUGCCCUGUGACUACACCCCAUUCCCGGAUGUUGCGUCCGCGAAGAAAGUGAUGAAGUGGAAAAAGUUGAGCGAGGCUGCUAAUGUGCUUCCCACCAACGUGGAUCGUACCAUGCGACAGGAACUUCGCAACUUUCAUGAGCGAUGUGUCGAUUUUCGUGACUACUACUUGGAUAAGACGAGCAGCUUGAGUUCAGACCCAUUCUUUGAUGUGGGCCGACCUUACCCUAUCCGUUGUCCCGUGGAUGAAAGAGUAUUCAAAAUGAGGCGCUCGGAGGAUGUUUGUGACCGUCCAGGUUUUCUGGGUCCCCCGCUCCGUUGUGGGGCCAUGCCGUGCUUGAAGCACAAUGGGAUGCUGUCGCCCUUCGUGGUCCCCAAACUGCCUCGCUCGCCAUUCCAGUGCGACGCUGUCAAGCCCAAGGACCCCAACGAGCAUGAGGUCCUCCUCGUCUGAUCAGAAGGGAAUUUCUUUAAUUAAUGCAUACGUAUUUAUGAAUAAUAUUCACAUAUAACAUGCGAGUAUUGAAUAUCUAAAUUUCUCAUGAAUAAAUAAAUCCAGUCUAAACCUGUCACUCA
This is a messenger RNA of Folsomia candida, 1298 nucleotides long. Its product is annotated as protein FAM166C B. The transcript is spliced from 4 exons. The coding region runs from base 439 to 1176 and encodes 245 amino acids. The record is from RefSeq and is a predicted model, not a curated record. NCBI's taxonomy places the organism in Eukaryota, Metazoa, Arthropoda, Collembola, Entomobryomorpha, Isotomidae.